AUGGAUUCACAUAGCGCGGACGCGGAGAGACGACGGACUCGGACGAGCGACCAAGAAGACGCCUCAAAACGAUCACGAGCCCGCGUUUCACGCGCCUGCACACGCUGUCGAGCUCGCAAAGACAAGUGCGACGCGAAGCAACCGGAGUGCUCAAACUGUCUCAAUGCCGGGCAGCCAUGUUUGUACGUGGCCGGGAACAGGAAGAGAGGACUCCCAGAGGGAUAUGUCCGUGGGCUGGAGAAACUAUGGGCUGUCAUGUUGCAGAAGGUACACGGACUAGACGGUGCAGUACAACGUGUGGUAAAUCAGAACGAAGAAGAGCUGGUGCGGAUAUGGAACCAUCAGAAAUUUGGUGACGAUCUUCACACGGCAUGGAAAGAGUCGAACGUGCUUACAGAGCUGGAAAAGCUCUUGUCCCGUCUCGAGCACGGUCCUUCGAUCCACCAAAAGCGUAAGCGCGAAGACGACAACGAAUCGACUCAACCUCCGAGCGAUACUCGAGGCGAUGGACCUAUCCUCGCGCCAGAUUUUAAGGUCACUGAGAUGUCAGAAAGUAACGAGCCUGUGAGCACUUCAGACAUCCGUGACCAAGGCCCUGGCUUUGCAGAGCCUCUGCUUCAAAAUAGACCCAGCACUCCAAACCCGGAAGAAGUACCACUUCCAUCUUCUGCCUCGCGUCUUUUGGAUCAGUAUUUCACAUUCACCCAUUGUUGGUUUCCAGUUUUGGACAGGCCAGCUACCCUAAGAAAAUUCUACGAGUACACUAGGCCUCAAAAACGACGUCCUCUCGACACUGCUGAUCUUUCUUGCAUGUGGGCGAUAUGUGCCUACUCUCACCAGCAGACCGCACAUCUGUGGUCAGCCCCUUACGGGACACCCAGUCAAAGUGUUGCUGAGAUGCGUUCUUUGGCGAGGAAGAUGAUACCGUCUGAGAGUGGUCCUUUCUCGCUUGGCCAUGUGCAGGCUUUACUGUUGCUGGUCUUGCUUGACGUUGGCAUCGGUGACUGGGCGUCCGCCUGGAUGCUCGUGGGCUCUGCUAUACGGGCUUUGCUUGUCUCCAUGGGGCUAGAAGUGGUCCCGUUCAAGCCCCUUAUGGGUCCAUAUUCUGACUCUGGUGUCAAUGGACACGAAAACACGACCGCAUCUGGACCUCGACCGGCUGGUUUGAAGCAGAAAAGCUGGCAGGCCGUCCUGCAAGGUUGUUUUGUCUUGGAAACGAUCAUUGCAAUCCGUUUAAAGAAGCCGCCACAUCUUCAGAGUGGUUAUUUGAGUUCUUCCAAGCUUCUCGAGGAAGACGGCCACGAAGAGUGGGAACCUUGGAAGGCAGGAGCUGGUCAUGAUGGGCCCGAGUCCAGACAACCGGCUUUCGUGAUGAGUUGCUUCAACCGAUUGACCGAGCUCUGCAUGAUUGCCAAUGAUGCAUUUUGCACUAAAGGCUUACAGAUGACUAGCCUAACGCCGAUAAGCCACCAAGUUACCUCACGACUGGGCUCGCUCAGCGAGAAGUACCCUUUCACAAUCUCGGACGUAAUACGACGCCCACCACAUCAAAUGAUCUUGCAAGCAUGUCAUUUUGCAGUUCAAUCAAUCAGCACUCAAUCGAACGUUGAAAUUCAACCGAGCUCCAGGUGGAAAUUCAUUGAGAACUUGGAAUUAUUCGAACAUUCGUGGAACCUUUUCGACAAAUGUGGCAUUCCAUCCAUGCUAAUACCACUUUUCCACCUGAUACAUGCAUGCUCCGAUACUCCUUCAUUGCCCCUUAGUGGCCAUGAUUUACCUCUGGAAAGGUUCGACAGGGUCCAGUCGAAGUUGGCCUUGAUUUGGCCAGGAGCGAAAUCCUUGAACGACGAUGUUAUGCGGCUGGCAUCAACAGCUCUUUCGGACCAAAAUCCAAUGUUGCCAUCCAGCAGGGUCUUGCAGAUGCCACCAAUGUACAUGGCCGAAGCCGCACCAGCUCCAGGCAGCCGCAGAGAUUUAGGAGCACUGGGACCUAGCGCUAGGGAGCCAAACCUCUUUCAGUAUCAGGACAUACCUCAAUAUGCAAGUGCACCAGAGGACUCCCAACCGAUUGGAUCCAUAUCCGUGGAUUACGGUGCGAUGAGUGUUGACCUGCCCGAAGAGAACGACGAAGCAAGCCUUGGUCCUGGUCUGAUGAUGAAAAAUACCAACAAUUCGGGGUUGGCGACAUCUCCGAGCUUUGACGGAGACGAGAUUGACGCCUUGUUCCACGAAAUGGCUCAACUAGAUACCACCCAAUGGACCGUGGACAGGACCCAGGGACUGAAGGACUUCGGGUUUGCGGAUGACACAACCUUUGAAGCCUUUUGCAAUGAUCCCGACCGCUUGAUGCUGUCGGAUGGGUUCAUGGGUCCUGUUUUUAACAAUCAUAGCAACAACCCCACUGGAAGUCAAGCUGGAGUAUCAAGCAAUAACAGUACUCGCAUUGGCAACAUGAGCUUUGACGAUAUUUUCCGGUGA
Molecule: messenger RNA, 2478 nt
Organism: Fonsecaea multimorphosa CBS 102226
Lineage: Eukaryota; Fungi; Ascomycota; Eurotiomycetes; Chaetothyriales; Herpotrichiellaceae
Exons: 1
Coding region: 1-2478 (825 amino acids)
Biological process (GO): positive regulation of transcription by RNA polymerase II; DNA-templated transcription
Molecular function (GO): DNA binding; zinc ion binding; DNA-binding transcription factor activity, RNA polymerase II-specific
Source: RefSeq, a predicted model, not a curated record